AUGACACAGCAUAAAGAAAAAUCCAGGCAGCUACCUGAAAAUUCUGGUAUUUGUUACAGAGUGCCAAAAUGUGAUGCCAAGGAUCCGCAUUCCUCUGUUGGACUUAGUGCUCGUUGUCGUGGUCUGUGGAGUGAGUGCAUCUUUGAUAACAUGGCGAAUCUGUGGACUUGUGAUAUUCCAAUGAAAAGAAAAAAAGACCUUCUUGGAGAUGACCUGGGAAUUAACUGGGUCAUUGAAGCCUUGGUGAUUUUGUCUACCUUGCUGUGUAUUCUUGCCUUCUUGGCUCUGGUUGCAGGACUGGACUGUACCAAGGUGAUCAGUGACAGGGGAAAGAAGAAGCAAAGGCUCAUUCACAGUUCUGUAGUCCUGUUUUUAUGCGGAGGAUAUAUGGUGGCACCAGAAGUAAUGAGAAGCACAGAGAAGGAGGUCAGUGAAGCACCUGAAAUGAUGUGGUGGUAA
Messenger RNA from Protopterus annectens (West African lungfish), 459 nucleotides. Its product is annotated as claudin-16-like. Gene Ontology annotation, molecular function: structural molecule activity. The record is from RefSeq and is a predicted model, not a curated record. The coding region runs from base 1 to 459 and encodes 152 amino acids. The transcript has 5 exons. Gene Ontology annotation, cellular component: plasma membrane; bicellular tight junction. Lineage: Eukaryota; Metazoa; Chordata; Ceratodontiformes; Protopteridae. Gene Ontology annotation, biological process: bicellular tight junction assembly; cell adhesion.